AUGCCCCUGAGAGCGAAAAUCAUCAACCCUUCAUUCUCGACCCAUUCAUCAAAGAAAAUCACAAUCGAAGACGGUCCUAUGAUUGACAAGCAGGUCCCAGGCGAAAGCCCAUCUGAUGUUCUAUUCAAUACGCAUUAUGGCGUCCGGACCAUCGAGCUCAACCGGCCUGGAAAGAUGAAUUCUCUCAAUGCAUCGAUGGCGCAAAAAAUAAUAUCACGUUUACUUGAAUGGACGAAAUCAGACCUUGCGAACAUCAUUCUAAUUUCAGGCGCUGCCGUGAGAGGUUCCCCCACUGGGAAGAAGCCUUUCUGCGCAGGGGGGGACGUUGCAGCGCUUGCAGAGCUGAACAUAAAGGGACCUGAAGGCCAACGCCAGAGUCACGAUUACUUUGCGCUGGAAUAUCAAUUGGACCAUCUUAUUGCCACCUAUCCAAAACCAUACAUUGCCUACAUGGACGGCAUCACCAUGGGUGGUGGUGUUGGCCUUAGCGUACAUGCCCCAAUUCGAAUAGCUACCGAGCGGACAAUAUUCGCUAUGCCUGAGACUAAUAUUGGCUUCUUUCCCGACGUCGGCGGAAGCUUCUUCCUCUCGCGACUGGAGGGUAGCAUUGGGGCCUAUCUUGCUCUGACCUCGAAACAUCUGAGAGGCGUCGACGUAUACUUUGCCGGCAUUGCCACCCAUUACAUUGACUCGUCCACCCUUCCGAACCUUACAGCUCGCCUGGCAGAGCUCCAAUUCAAAGACUUCGACAGCCUUGACACUCGACUUGAGAUCAUCAAUGCAACAAUAGCAGAAUUCGACACGGGUCUACCAUUUGAAAGGUAUGGAAUGUUCGUAAGCGAGCUACGGAGAGCAGUAGAUCGUUGCUUCAGUCAAGGCAGCGUCGAAGAAAUCAUUGCCGCUGUGCGCAAAGAGAUCCGACGGGGUGUGCCUCGCGUUGUGAGGACAUGGGCAGACGAUACACUUCAGGCACUUUCAGAACGCUCGCCUACAUCUCUCCGCGUGGCACUUCGCCUGCAACAGCUCGGAAAAGACUGGAGUAUUGCCGAAACAUUCCAGCGUGAGUAUGAAUUAGCGGGCAAAUUCAUGGCACACCCUGAUUUCACCCAAGGGGUGUCCGCUCGUUUGAUUCGCAAGCCAGCCGCUAAGCCAGUGUGGGAACCACCAACGCUUCAAGAGGUCAGCGAGCAGCGUAUAGAAGAAAUGCUCCAACCGCAAGAAGGCGGGAAGAAACUGGAACUGUUCAAUACUGGAGACUACAGAAGCUAUCCGCAUUCGCUCGCUCUGCCAAGGGACGAAGAAGUGGCGGUGCUCGUCAAAUCAGGGAGUAUGUCAAAGGAAGCAUUGAUUAGCCAUCUACUAGGCAAAUACAAUCACAAACUUGGACUGCGAGAAAAAGUGAAUGAGAUCCUGAAGAGGUGUUGUUCUGACAGUCCAAACACAGGCCUACGUUGGCGGGAGGAGCAAUGA
Messenger RNA from Bacidia gigantensis, 1470 nucleotides. RefSeq lists its product as uncharacterized. The record is from RefSeq and is a predicted model, not a curated record. Gene Ontology annotation, cellular component: mitochondrion. Lineage: Eukaryota; Fungi; Ascomycota; Lecanoromycetes; Lecanorales; Ramalinaceae. Gene Ontology annotation, biological process: L-valine catabolic process. Bases 1 to 1470 code for a protein of 489 amino acids. Gene Ontology annotation, molecular function: 3-hydroxyisobutyryl-CoA hydrolase activity. The transcript has 2 exons.